AUGCGGAUGCUUUCGAGGCCCAGGGGCGAGCACUGGUUGUUAAAGGCCGCGAGCGACUUCAACGAGACGAGAGCCUCGGACGUGUUCGUGGUCAACUUCGGGGGUCACUACCACGACAUCCCCGAGGACGACGAGGAGUUCAAGACGGACAUGAUCCCCGUCCUCCAAGACAUGGCGGUUCUGGGCCAAAACGCCACCGUCAUUUGGAGAGAGAUCGCCCCGACCCACUUCCCCGCCGCGAAUGGGUCUUACGACUCUUACGCCGACCUGGACGCGAAAGAUCUCACACCGAGGUGCACUGGGACUCCGCCCAAGGUGUUCGACCGAAAUGAGUGGGUGGAGAACUACGUGCGCGACAACGGUCUCGAGGACAGGAUCAAGCUGCUUCGAAUCUACGACAUGUCGGUGCCACGGGGAGCGGCCCAUCACACGUGUCACUUUGCGCCGCCGUCUACCAUGAAGCAGCCCCGGAUGAGGAACGACGGCCGCGGUGCGGCUUCCGGUCCGAUCGACUGCAGGCACUGGUCCGAAACCGGCGUCGUCGAGGAGUGGAACACCCUCAUGCUCAACCACCUCUGCCCGAUAGAGAUAGAGUGACGUCACUCUCUCCGUUUCAUUGGCCCACGCUUCCAGAGGAGGAGCUGGCUGAAGCUUCCUUGCGUGGUGGGUAGUCGUGCAGUGGUGGUGAAAAUGAGGAAGAUUGUGCCAUGGCCGGGUAGUAGAGGAGGAGUGUCUCGCGCGCUUGGUCGAGAGUCACCUUGACCCCCCCUGGGCUGUUGUUCUUCUUCUUCUUGCGGGUUGGCGGGGAGUUGCAAUUUUACUUUUUCUGAGCAUCACUUGAGCAAAACCCCGGUACCGCAGCGUUGCCACGGCGGCACGGUGCGCGGGGUCUCGAGACAUGUUGGAAACCUUUCAUUCUUUUUUUUACGAUGCGCGCGAGGCGAUUCGAUUGAUCGAAGAGUUUCAAGUGGUUAGAUUUUGCUUGCUAACCAUGUGGGGUGGCCAAAAACAUUGUUUGAUUCGUGAAUGUUUGCCCGAAAGAAAGACGACUGUCGGUCUCAUUUGGAACAAGUUCGGGGUAUAUUUGAUCAAGUUUCGUGUUCUUAACCUAUAAAAGUAGUGUGGACGACGGAUAAAGGUCGACUUUAGAGGACGUACGCAUACAAAUGGAUGUACACAUUAGAUUCAGGUGGAUGGAGAGCAUUCGUGUUUUGAUUGAUUGGGGCGAUCGAUGACUUGUUUCCGUAUUAUCGAACCCUAAAACUUCAUGUACGUGUUUGCUUGAGAGUUGAUCAGCGUCGCUUCCUUCGGUUGAACCGUAUGUCCUACAGUACUCGGCAUCUUGCGCCCUUGUGGCCCGACGCUCUUUUGGUCCGUUCUGGUGGUGGUAGCUUGAAUUGAGCGAGCCAUCACUCUCAAGAUUUUCGGCAGCGCAGCAUGCUGUGCAGGUGCCAUCUAGUGUUCGUAUGUAGAAUAUUGAUGU
Ectocarpus siliculosus is the source of this 1483-nucleotide messenger RNA. The record is from the annotation of a GenBank genome assembly. Lineage: Eukaryota; Phaeophyceae; Ectocarpales; Ectocarpaceae.